AUGGAAGAGGAAGGAGGUGGUCCUGGGGAAUGUGCGGCAUCUCCAGCCUGGACCAAACUCUUUGUGGUCGCACUAGUUUCCAGGCAUAUUCUGCUUCUCUUUGGGCCUCAGUGUGACCUAUCUAGAGGCUAUGAAAUCUCCCAAUGCAGGUUCCCAUCAUUUCUCCUACCUACAGAGGCUUUCAAAAAGACAUCUACCCCUGCAACUGUCCUAAGCAAGGAGCAGUAAUAGAAGGAAGAGUAGAGGAUUAUUAGAGAGCUGCAGCUUGUUACCAAGGGGAGUAAUGAGCUGAGAGAUCGCCUGUGCUAUGUAAUGCAGGGAUCCAUGAACAAGAUGUAUGCAUUGCUCCAAAUGAUGUGGUGUCAGUCAUGGGCCUGCUCUGUCACCCUCAUCUCAGAAUGGAUGGAAGAAACUAUAAGAUCUUACUUUGCAGAGUGUUUUUCCAACAACCUGCACAGCCAGAUACAGAUGGAGAAGAGUGUCAUGAAGAAGACAUUGGUCACAUUGAAUCAGGAGAACAAUGUGGUACAGCUUGAUUGUGCAGUUCUCCAGAACUACCUCCUUGACUUGAACCUUGGAAAUAAUGACAAACAGAAGAAGACCAGCAACCUGCAGACCCAACAAAUUGCCCUAGGGACAAGUGUUAAGAGCCAGCAAUCUGACAGCUGGCAUGCAUGCCCCCAACAAAUCAUUGUUUCAAUAACUACUUUCCUCUCUCAGGUCUCAAAAUCUGUUAGAGAGCUGGAAUUGGACACAUUCCAGGAAGACAGCCUCUUGCAGAAUGAGUUGCUUUCUCAGGAAUGCCCUGCUGACCAACAGUCACAGCAUUAUUUAGAUGAAUAUUCUUCAUCUUAUGUAAUUUUAUCAGUGUUUCGAGACCAUAACUUUAUGUAUCAGUAAGCCAGCUUGUCUGGUUGAGGAAUUAAAACCUUUCUUGAACUGACACCACAACUUCUGUGAACACUGAGUUUACUGCCGUGUCACCAAGUGUUAUGGAGAGAAACAGACUCCAGGACUGUGCUUCUAGAUGGUUAGGAAGAGGCAGCUGCGUAGAAACAUUUUUUCUUAUGGUUUUCUUUGCAUAAUUUUUUACUUGUUUAGUUUUUCUUCAUGUUAAAAUUAGUUAUAUGAAAUUGUUCCAGUUUUUCAUUUUUGAUAAGACUUUUGUGUAAACUGUCCACUAAUCGCCUGUUUUUUUGAACACUGUAUUGCUUAUGAAAAAAAUUGAUCUG
This is a messenger RNA of Rattus norvegicus (Norway rat), 1232 nucleotides long. The record is from RefSeq and is a predicted model, not a curated record. NCBI's taxonomy places the organism in Eukaryota, Metazoa, Chordata, Mammalia, Rodentia, Muridae.